UUUUUUUUUCUUUCUUUUUUCUCCAUGACAGGCACAUUGCGAUGGCAUUCAUGUUCAACCACUGAUUUUCCACUCAAACGACACAAAGUAUCAAAAGCAUGUGAAGCAUGUCGAAAUAAAAAAAUGCGCUGUGAUGGCAAACAUCCUUGCCAACGCUGUGAGAACAAUAAGAUGGAAUGCAAAUACAAUGACCGACCUAUUCGAUCACGUACACUCAAACCAUUGUGUAUCGAAACCAACUUGGAUAAAAUCACAUUGACAAACGAAAUACAUGAAACAUUUCGACUUUCUCGACCACACCAUGGCACUUGUCUUUCACCUCUUUUAUUUGAUUUCUUUCAUUUGACUUCACAGCCUGCACAUAUUUGGCGUUUGUGGACAGAAUACCAUCAAAACCUUCGUGCUUCUGCUUCCAGUAUAGAAUGGAUGAUGUCAAAAAACCAACUUGUGAAAGAAGCGUUCAAAUUAUUCGUUACACAUAACCUUCUUUAUGGCACCUUGAUUCAUUCUCAGAUGUUGGCCUUUGUCCUUCAAUCGGAUUCAGUUUAUGCCUAUUUACCUUCAAGACCGCAACAUCAUUCAUUGAUCUCACCACGGCCUUCAUUAACGCAUCCUCCCUCAAAUGAUUAUGAUGCUGUGGUGAUCUAUAGUGUAUUGGCACUCGUUUUUUCUUCUUUGCCUGAAGAACAUGAAAAUCUGAUGGAAGACGCUAUGACUUUGUAUAAGAAAGCACACGCCUUGUUUAUCCAACUCUGUUUUCCUGCUACAUUUUCGGAUCCUGCAGCCACUGUACCUAACCAAAAAGAGAUAGAAUGGAUGGUGCUGGCCUCUAUUUUGUUGGCUCAUUUUCAAUGCGCCGUCAUCCAUCCAGAGCAAGCCUACCUGACCAUUCGAAUUCUACCUCAAUAAACCUUAUUCUCCAAACGAACUCUUGAGCCAACAACAGCCAAAGGAAGACAAGACAAAAAAGACAAAAGAACAACAAUGGGCUAUUUGUGUCACCGAAAAUUACAGCCAAUUUCUAAAAUCCCUUUUAACAAAACAACAUACAAACAUACAAACGAUCAAGG
Messenger RNA from Gilbertella persicaria, 1070 nucleotides. RefSeq lists its product as uncharacterized. Gene Ontology annotation, cellular component: nucleus. The coding region runs from base 25 to 909 and encodes 294 amino acids. Gene Ontology annotation, molecular function: DNA-binding transcription factor activity, RNA polymerase II-specific; sequence-specific DNA binding; zinc ion binding. Lineage: Eukaryota; Fungi; Mucoromycota; Mucoromycetes; Mucorales; Choanephoraceae. The record is from RefSeq and is a predicted model, not a curated record. The transcript has 3 exons. Gene Ontology annotation, biological process: positive regulation of transcription by RNA polymerase II.